UCCCUAGUCUUGAGACCGCGAUGAUGUCCAGUAUCGAGAUCGUCCUGUUCCUGCUGGCGCUCCUGAUGGGCCUGAUGCUGCGGCGAGCCGCUCAGGUGCCAGAAAUCGGCGUGAUCGAGCAGCUCGAGCGCAAGAUCAACAGCCUGGAGAACAAGAAGCGCAAGCUCAAGCGACAGCUGGCCGACUUCAGGGCGCGAGCUGGCAAGAGCGAAACCAGGCUGCUCGAGGACACGUCGGCGACGCGCGAGGGACAGAUGUACGUAGAUCUUGACAAAGAUCGUUCUGACCUAGAGGAUGGAUCCCAUGAGCUGGAAGCAUGUGCACACAAUCAUGAAGAGGCAGUGAGGCUUCUCCACUUUUGUCGCUCCACAAUACUUGAGAACCUUUCCAGUGCCAUCGACCUUGCUGAGAGGCGCAAUGCUGCAGUGUCAAAGCUGUACUUCGACGUAUUUGGCCAGACCAACGGCAAAGUUCAGCUGCUCAGUCAGCUCACCGAUCCUUGGAGGCGAUGGGCUGAACUGCUGGCUCUGCAGAGGGACCGCGCAGAAUGUGUCUUCACCCGCUGCCUUGAGAGGGCAAGCCGCCACAAGAAAAUAGAAGUUGAAGACCUGCCACCUUCCGCAGGCUUUAAGCUGUCGUGGCAGGAACCUGACUACGGCUUUGACCGCAUCCUCAACUUGGUGCGGACGCGGCUGUCUUCUCGCAUCUCGCGGUCGGAGAGUGUGGCAGACUUUGACUACCUGCGCAGUUCCAGCAACUCGUCUCCAACGAGCACCCUCUGUGGCGGUGGCAGUGGUAAUAGCGGUGGAGGUGGCGGCUCUGUGAGCAAAACCAACUGCUUCGGCACGGUGCGCAAGUCUGGUUACCUGCGCCUCGCACGCACACUGCACAAGCGCAUGCCCGAUGUGCCCGAGGAGAGGCUGGUGGCCUGUCUGGAGAUGCUGCGCUCGCAGAACGGUGGCCUCACAGGUCUCCGCGUCAGCGAGAUCCGCGAGGAAGUGUCACGCCUCAUCCACGAGUGGCCUUCUUCAGUGGUGCGGUGAUGCAGCCCCGCCUCCUCCCCUGUCAUCUCGCCCUCAUCAUCAGGCGAGUGUGCUAAUUCAACCACGCAUGCACAAAACAUUACGAUAAGCCACCACUCCAGACCGUUACC
Rhipicephalus microplus (southern cattle tick) is the source of this 1153-nucleotide messenger RNA. RefSeq lists its product as uncharacterized. Lineage: Eukaryota; Metazoa; Arthropoda; Arachnida; Ixodida; Ixodidae. The record is from RefSeq and is a predicted model, not a curated record.